AUGACCUCAUUCUCCCACCUCUCCCGGCUGCGCAUGUCCGCCUUUCUUCCCCAUGUCUGUCUCCAGUGCCGGCUGAAGACUGUAUCCUCGCUGCCUGCACAGUCUUCGGCGUCUUCGCUGUUGCAGGCAGUCAGACACGCAUCCUCCGCCCGACCGCGACGUCGCACACCCUCUCGCAUGACCCUCUCGCCCAAUGUCGCCCAGUCCACUGUGAAAUACGGCGAAAAGCGAAAGUCGGUCCGGCAUCAGAACGGUCCCUUCGGCGGGAUGAACCAGCGCCGUGCGAACCUGCGAGACCGCCAGCGACCGCGAUCCCAGGCCGAGCUCAAGAGAACGUCGUUCAAAAAGGACAAGGAUGGCUCUGAGAAGAAGCAGCCGGAGCUCUUCAAAGCGCUGAAGAUGCAGACAGCCCUUUCGUCCGUGUCGUACGGUCGUAGAACCUCCAUCAAGUCCAAGAUCUCGAACAUCACCAGCUUCGACCAAUUCGAUCUGCUGCCUUCCGUCCGCCAGUCCGUCUACGACAGCGCCCUGCCCGGUCUGGAAUAUGUCACGCCAACGCCCAUUCAACGAUUGGCCAUACCCGCGAUUCUCAGACAGGGCUCUGCUACCCCCAAACCCGAGGAAGGCCAGGAGGACAUGCCGCGAUUCGACCAGUAUCUCCUGGCUGCCGAGACUGGCUCGGGGAAGACUUUGGCUUACCUGCUUCCGGUCGUGGAUGCCAUAAAACGUACGGAGGCUAAGGAUAAGGAGGAAGAAGAACGAAUGGCAAAGGAAGAACUGGAGAAGGAACAAGAACAAGCGAAGGAGAAAAACCAAAACCUGUUUGAGUUGGAAUCGCCUGGAGAAGAAGAAGAGCCCAUAAAUGCUCCGAAGAGUGUGGUCAAACCGAAAGCCAUAAUCCUCGUCCCCACGUCCGAGCUCGUUGAGCAGAUUGGCCGGAUCGUAAAGCAGCUUGCCCACACCGUAAAAUAUCGAUCCGCGCUCCUCGCUUCCAAUUACACUCCACGGAAAAUCAGAAAGACCCUCUUCAAUCCCAACGGCCUCGACAUCCUCGUUACCACCCCUUAUCUCGUGGCCUCGAUUGCUGAAGCCAAUCCCUACAUCUUCAGCCGCGUCACCCAUCUCGUCGUGGACGAGGCCGACUCCCUUUUCGAUAAAUCCUUCUCUCCAAAGACCAACACCAUCAUUGACAGGACAGCUCCGACUCUUAAGCAGCUCAUCCUCUGCUCCGCUACCAUUCCACGUUCCCUCGAUAAUCGCCUUCGUGAACGAUUUCCACAGAUCCGAAGACUCGUAACCCCUAACCUUCACGCGAUCCCCCGAAGGGUCCAGCUUGGUGUAGUGGAUAUUGACAAGGAACCGUAUCGCGGUAGGAGACAUUUGGCCUGCGCAGACGCCAUCUGGUCCAUUGGAAGGUCGGGGAACCCUUACGACGCCGACGUUGGUUACCAAGUCACCGGCCAAAAGGAGCCAAAAUCCAUAAUUGUCUUUGUCAACGAACGAGAAACCGCAGCCGAAGUCGCCGAGUUCUUGGUAACUAAGGGCAUCAACGCUGUCUCCCUUACCCGGGACACUUCGGAGAAGCGCCAGGCCCAAAUCCUAGCCGAAUUUACAACUGAAAAAAAUCCGCCGCAACCAGAAGAUUACAAAAUGUUGAAAGGGAAUCGAUCUGACGAUGAUUCAGUUCCCUUUGUCAACGUCAGGCCAGGCAAUGAGAGGUCCAAUCGCCUGUCCAACACGAAGGUCCUCGUUGUGACCGAUCUUGGUUCUCGCGGUAUUGACACCGUUGCUGUUAAGACGGUCAUCCUCUACGAUGUCCCUCAUUCGACUAUCGACUUCAUUCACCGCCUCGGCCGCCUUGGCCGAAUGGGUAGGCGAGGUCGCGGUAUUGUUUUGGUCGGCAAGAAAGACCGAAAGGACGUGGUCAGAGAAGUCAGGGAGGCCAUGUACCGGGGCCAGGCCUUGAUAUAAGCUGGCGAAUCACCACCGAUCUACGAUGCAUAUAUAUCACUAACAUUCUGUUAUUCCCUUCGUCCUGUAUUACUAUUUACUAUAGAUGGAUGUAAAACUGCAUGCCUGGUGUUUGGAGCACUGGUAUUGACUGUAUUUAUAGAUCUUGGAUAUCUAGCGGCUACAAAUUGGGUUUACUGGUGGGAAGAAGUUGGAACGGAGUCAAGCGGUUUAAAAGAACAUGACAAUUUGAUAUACAUAAUACUUAUAUUUCCUAACCCACAUUUUUAAGGCUAAGCGGAAGAAAAUGCAUGCUUUCACUUUGGAUACUCUGGGGCGGAGAUCAAGUGUCUAUUCCAAAGAGG
Molecule: messenger RNA, 2315 nt
Organism: Coccidioides immitis RS
Lineage: Eukaryota; Fungi; Ascomycota; Eurotiomycetes; Onygenales; Onygenaceae
Product: ATP-dependent RNA helicase MRH4, mitochondrial
Exons: 1
Coding region: 1-1971 (656 amino acids)
Molecular function (GO): RNA helicase activity; nucleic acid binding; ATP binding
Source: RefSeq, a predicted model, not a curated record